Staurois parvus is the source of this 354-nucleotide messenger RNA. NCBI's taxonomy places the organism in Eukaryota, Metazoa, Chordata, Amphibia, Anura, Ranidae. The record is from the annotation of a GenBank genome assembly.
CAUUUGGGGGAUAUCUGUCCUGUCCUGACAUUUGGAGGAUAUCUGUACUGUUCUGACAUUUGGGGGGAUAUCUGUACCGUCCUGACAUUUGGGGGUAUCUGUACCGUUCUGACAUUUGGGGGAUAUCUGUACCGUUCUGACAUUUGGGGGAUAUCUGUACUGUCCUGACAUUUGGGGGAUAUCUGUACUGUUCUGACAUUUGGGGGAUAUCUGUACUGUCCUGACAUUUGGGGGAUAUCUGUACUGUCCUGACAUUUGGGGGAUAUCUGUACUGUCCUGACAUUUGGGGGAUAUCUGUACCGUUCUGACAUUUGGGGGAUAUCUGUACCGUCCUGACAUUUGGGGGAGAUCUGU